Dendroctonus ponderosae (mountain pine beetle) is the source of this 1921-nucleotide messenger RNA. RefSeq lists its product as uncharacterized. The transcript has 8 exons. Bases 600 to 1790 code for a protein of 396 amino acids. Gene Ontology annotation, cellular component: plasma membrane. Gene Ontology annotation, molecular function: olfactory receptor activity; odorant binding. Gene Ontology annotation, biological process: detection of chemical stimulus involved in sensory perception of smell; sensory perception of smell. Lineage: Eukaryota; Metazoa; Arthropoda; Insecta; Coleoptera; Curculionidae. The record is from RefSeq and is a predicted model, not a curated record.
ACAAAAAAAUGUAAAUUAAUUUUAUUGAUUUAAUAUCGUAACACGAAGCUAGAUUACGUUAACUUGGUUUAACCGGCGCUACUGGACAAUACUUUACUUCCAUCCUUGGCCCUGACUAAAUACAUGUAUCAUCGCCAUUUUUAAAAUCAGAUAAAUUGAAUAUUUCAAUAACAAUCAAGUUAAAUAGAUGUUUAUCGUCACAAACACCGCUCAAAAUGUUUAAUAUUUCAUUAUUUUUCAGCAAAUUGCCCCCAUAUACCAUGUUUCUAAUUGCAAAGUAUUUCGCAUAGAAAGGGUUUUUAAAUUAUAGUUUAGGUGUAUAAUACUGAAAUAUUUAAAUAUAGCCACUUUCCUUUCUCCUUUCCUUCUUCAGACAGUCGUUUUCCAUAUCCAGAUAGAUUACUGCCAACCAAUCACAGCCUUUGUUGAACAAUUAUCAGGGCUGGAUUUAAUUUUUCUUUCUCUAUGUAAUUUAAUUCUUAUGCCUCUUAGAAGUUAACUCAGUGAAUGAGUUGUUUCAGCAAAACAUUCAUAUACGUUACAGACCAGAAUAAUUCCUUAGUGUUCAGUUGCAAGUUUGCAAGGCUAAACAUCCAGUAAUGAAGAACGACUUUUUCGGUUUCUGUAUUCCUCUCGCCAAAUACAUUUACAUAUUGCCCGAUAUUACUCCCCAAGACCGCACGAAGCCACUGCUCCAUAAAAUAUGUGCUGUUAUCAUAUACGUUUUGGCAUUGUUUUGUUACUUUUCCGAAGUUGUUAAACUUUACCAAAUCGUGACUGGGGAGUAUUUCGUAUAUGACGAGUUAAUCAGAAAUUACACGGUCAGUUAUUUUCAUUUUACAUCUCUUAUCAAAGCGAUCAAUAUAAAAGGUGCAAUUAGUGCUAGAGCAUUUAAAACAAUCAUCGGAUUUGAAGACAAUAUUUACAAUGGUGAAGAUGAGGAUAUUCGGAAAGUGUAUAAAGCUAGCGUAACUCCCAUACAAAGAGUGAGGAAGUACUACAUGGCUGGUAUGGUGAUGGUGGUAAUAUGUUAUGCUUGUGCUCCCGCAUUCAGGGAUCCUAUUGAAAUACAAAGAGAAAAUGAAACAAUUCGGAUUCGUCAACUACCCGUAUCUGCUUGGUCUCCUGUAGAGGAAUAUUUUUGGUUGGAUUUCGUGUGGAAAUCAUUAGUUGGCGCAUAUUUGGCCUAUUUUUUCGUUACAACCGACCUCAUUCUUUACAGUUUUAUUGCCUUUGGCGCCUGCCAGGUGAGAAUUCUUCAGCACUAUAUUCACAACUUUAACCGAUAUUGUGAAGAAAUCAUGCACACUGAAGGAGUUCCUAAGAAUGAAUCUGCAAGACUUUUGCAAAAGCAGUUGAUUGCGAUGCAUCAGGAUGUUAUUAGUUAUGUGAACAUGAUUAAUGGCAGUAUAAAGCAACUCAUGAUGCUUGAGUUUAUUCCAGGGUCUGUACAACUGGCCGGUAUGCUUUAUCAGUUGAUGACAAAUUUAAAUGCAAUCCAAUGCAUCUUUCUCGGGCAAUUUAUCAGCUGCUUGAUCGCUAGAAUCUUCAUCUACACCAACAGCGCUAACGAUCUGAGUCAGCUCAGUCAGCAAUUGGCUGCGGAUUGGUUUGAAAUCGAUUGGAUUGAACUACCCAAAGACAUCAAAAUGAACUUGAAUAUCUGUAUUUUACGCUGCCAAAAGAAUCUUUGCAUUACUGUGGGAGAUUUGAACGCGAUUGAUAUGACUACUUUCUUAACAAUAUUGAAGGGUUCGUAUUCUUUUCUCACGCUUCUAACCACGAUCUAAACUGUGGCUAAUGGAAAAUUGGACACUCAAGCAGUAAAUUGGCCGAUUUCCUCAAAAUAUACGCAAAAUAUAGGUAUUAGAGUUUGCUUUUGUAUAGAAUGCAAUAAAUCUUGGUUAUGUCAUUUAGUCGA